Molecule: messenger RNA, 1129 nt
Organism: Arabidopsis thaliana (thale cress)
Lineage: Eukaryota; Viridiplantae; Streptophyta; Magnoliopsida; Brassicales; Brassicaceae
Exons: 1
Coding region: 49-1086 (345 amino acids)
Source: RefSeq, marked reviewed
GUGAUUACCCUUUUUCUUCUACUUCAAUUGUGAGAAAGAGAUCAACAAAUGGAGACGAAUAGCGAAGAGAAGCUAAGUGUCAUCGAACUACUAAAACGAGCUCUUAAGCUACUCUUUGGUAACAUCAAUCUCUUGCUCUUCCUAUGCCUCUGCUCUCUCCCACUGUUUUUUUUCUUGAUCUUCUUUGAGCUCUCCCUCCAAACCACCGUCUAUCUCACUUCCCAAUUCCUCUGGAAACUACUCAUUCUGGGAGAAGACUUGCCGGAAAAUGAUCUGAUUCUCAUAUCAGAGAAAAAGAAUGAUCUGAUUUCAUGGCUGAUCCAGACAUUUCUGCUCUACUUCUUCCCCUACACCAUUCUUGACCUUCUUACCACCACCACGAUCGUUGCAGCAUCUUCGAUUGUUUACACAUCCAAGGAAGAGCCGUUAGGGCUGCUUUAUUUGGUAGAGAGAUCUAUCAAAAUAUGUCAGAACAGAGUAGGAGGUUGUCUGAUCACAUCUCUCUAUGUCCUCCUUUGGUCAACCUCAGUUUUUCUUUUCUUUUUCUUGUUCUUUUUUCUUCAGUUUCUCUCUGGUUCAACCAACUACGUAUCCAUUCCUUAUCUCUCACGCGAAUACAAAGGGUUCCACUACCAACCAACGGGUCUAUUCAACGUGGUAGUGCCUCUGACUCUUCUGAUGCAAUGUACUCUAUUUAUAGUUCUGACUGCAAAGUAUAGUAAGUGGAGCUCCGGAUGGAACAUGGGUUUGGUUGUUUCGGUCUUGGAAGAAGACGAAGAUGGUCAAGGCAUCUACGGAGGAGAUGCUCUGUCUCUUUCAGGUUGGUAUAGAAAAGGACAUGAGAAGCGUGACCUCUGGUUGAUGUUAAUGUUCUUGGUCUUCGGUCUUGCGACAAGGAUGCCAUGUUUAUACUCCAAAUGCAGUGCGAGUGGAAAUGGAGUGAUGUACACUGGCUUCUAUGUAGGCUUGAUUUGUGUUGGCAAUUUACUUAAAUGGGUGACUUGUCUUGCCUGUUACCAUGAUUGUAAAACUAUGGUUUUGAGAAAAAAGCGUGAUGUAGAACAAGCUAAAACUCCUGCUGCUUAAGAGACUUUGGCUGAGAUCAAUUCAAAGUGUGAAUCUUUAUAAU